AUGGACACGUUUGUGACACUGGCAGAAGUGCUGGAGGCCAGAGGAGUGCCUCUGGAGGAAGACGAGGUGUGGUCCCUCCUCCAGGUUACCGUGGAGAUGCUGCUGGACUCCUCCUACAAAGGUUCCAGCAUGUGUAAUAUCAUCAGUCCUGGAUCGCUCCUGCUGUCCGCCUCCGGUCACCUGGCCUUUAAGAACUGCUCUCGCUCAGAGGAUGUGGGGUCUUUCACAGCCCCUGAGACACUGCAGGGUCGGGCCAUCACCACCAGGCUGGCCACGGAGAAGAUGAUGAUUUAUUCCCUGGGAAUGACCCUCUACUGGUCUGUUGACUAUCAUCUUCCUCAAAACCAGCCUGUCCAGCUGAGUGACCAUCUGAACCACCUCUUACUGAGCAUGUGCGAAGACAUGCCCCACAGACGGGCCAAUCUCCUGGCCAUCCUGGAGACGUGUGACACGCGCCACAAAUCAGCCAUCCUCGCACCUCCCCCCACUGUCAUCAAACAGCUGGUGGAGGAUGUCUUCCAGGUGUCAGUGGAACGUGUGUCAGAGAGUGCAUCUCUCCUGACUGAUCGCAGCCAGAUUAUCAGAGAGAGGCUGCACGGAGGCGUUCAUCAGAAACCACCUUGGAUACAGAAAGUGAAGAGCUCGCCUGCCCACACUUAUCAGACUCGCAGCAACCGAAUGCACAAGGAGCCAUGUCAAAGAGGCAGUGACCACACCUGGCACACCCCUAGUCCUUACACCCCUCAAAACAGUGACACCAGACCACCACACCUCUCUGACUCCAAUACCAGUCUCAUCCAAAAAAGAGCCAAGGGACCAGAGUUUAUCAGAAGCCAGGAGCCUCAGAUUGUGCUGGAGCUGCCUGGAUCCAUAGUGUCUAAGAAAGGGAAGUCUUAUUCAACACAGAGAGAGCUGACUGCGGUCAUGCCAAAUGGUCAGCGUAUCCUGGUCAAGUGUGACGUCAAGUCCAAAGGAGGGGACGUUUUCGACAUGGUGGUGGCUCACGCCAACCUGGUGGAGCACUUCUACUUCAGCCUCGCUUUCUUGGAUGAUGAUGAAUUUUUUUUUCUUGAUCAUGAGACAAAAAUCUCCAAAGUUGCACCUGAAUGCUGGAAGAAAGCACCCACUGCAAGCUUUGUCCUUUUCCUUCGAGUUAAGUUUUUCGUGGAUGACAUCAGUUUCAUUUUACACAGACUCACUCAACACCAGUACUAUCUGCAGUUGAGGAAGGAUAUUUUGGAAGACCGGGUGCAGUGUGAUGAGGAGACAGGCUUGCUCCUUGGUGCUCUGGCACUUCAAGCUGAAUUCGGGGACUACAUACCUGAGGUGUAUGGAAAGAAGUACUAUCAGCCAGAGCAUUACAUCUCUAAGAGGCUGCUGGAGAAGAUUGCCUUGCCCUUUAUAAGAGAGGAAUUACCCAGACUGCAUGCUCUGAGUACCCGCAUGCUCCCCGAGGAAGCCGAGAUGGAGUUCCUAAAGGUUGCCCAGCAGCUCCCAGAGUACGGAGUGCUGUUCCACCGAGUCGCCCGGGAGAAGAAGCCAGUCAUGGGAGAGCUGGUCCUGGGUAUAUGUGCCAGAGGAAUCAUGGUCUAUGAAGUCAAAGACGACUCCCGCGUCAGCUAUCUCAGGUUGCAGUGGCAUGAAACGGACUGCAUUUCCUCUACUCGUCGCAAGUUCACUCUGCAGAAUAGCGUCAGUCGGAGAAAGCAUACCUUUCUCACCGAGAGCUCAAGGAUCUCAAAAUACCUCCUCAACCUCUGCUGCGCCCAGCACAAGUUUCACAUAGAGAUGAACUCCAGAGAGCUCAGCCACAGCCUGGCCUCAGAGGAGAGCAUCGUCCAGUACGCGGUUGUCUGCAGGGCGCGGUGCAGUCAAGCCAAGGCGUUAUCCCGCUCCAACGUCAUCCUGAACGGGGGCGGGCCGUUCUCAGGGAACACCUCGCGCUGUGACUCUGCUGCCAAGCCCCACGAGGACAUGGCGUCCAGGAUGGAGGAGCGAAUCAAACAGCAGCGGGAGCAUCGAGAACAGAGGGAGGACGAGGGCGAGCAGCCGGCCUGGAGGGCCCCAGACAGAGGCACUCACGAGGAAUCCACCAUGUCCUUGGUCAAUCAAGAUUCUGAGGGUCCGUCCGUCUCAGCAGAUACCCCAACAAAGUUUGCUUUGCCAGAGAGGGAAAUCGUCUGUGUGACCCUGAAGAAGGACCCUAAAGUUGGCCUUGGCAUUGUUAUCGUCGGAGAAGAAAACACGGAAAAUCUAGACCUUGGUAUUUUCAUUGCCUCCAUCAUACCUGACGGGCCAGCAGAUAAGGAUGGGCGUAUUGCACCAGGCGGGCGGCUCAUCUCUCUCAACAAGAUCAGCCUGGAGGGGGUGACCUUCAGCGCCGCGGCGGACAUCAUGCAGAGCAGCCCCGAAGAGGUGGAGCUAAUCAUUUCCCAGCCCAAACGCCUCCAGGUGCAAAGCAACGUGGGAUUGGUGUUGGAGAGAAACUACGACUCCCAGACCACCCUGACAGCGGACUGCCGCCCGGGCGAGGAGGAAGCGGAGGAUAUCCCGUCCGAGGUCGUGACCCCAAAACCCGGGAGUCUCCUGCCUGUGCCCGUGGUUCGAAUUAUGGAUGAACAGGAGUGCUACUCCAGGUCGUUGUCUUUGUCCAGCCUGGGAGGAGCAGAGGUGAUCUCCGUGGAGCUGAAGAAGACCGAUGACAGUCUAGGGAUGAAUGUCACUGGAGGCGUCAAUACCAGUGUCCGCCAUGGUGGGAUCUACAUCAAGAGUCUGACUCCCGGAGGGGCUGCUGAACAAGAUGGCCGAAUCCAGAUAGGUGACAGGCUGCUGGAGGUGAACGACAUCUGCUUGAGGAGCGUCACGCACCAGCAGGCUGUGGAGUGUCUGACCAGGACUGGAGAGGUGGUGAAUCUGGUCCUGGAGAGGGAGCCCCUGGCAGAGCAGUGUCCCAGCCCCAACACACAGAACACCCCGCCCAGCCCGAGAACCGCCAGAACCAUCCAGAUCAGGAAGAUCAGCUGCCCUGCCGUUCCCAUGACGACGCCCUUUUCCAUGAACGCCUACCAGGACUACAGCUUCCUCACGGCGGAAAACACACAGGAAGUGACGCUGAGGAAGAACGCCAACGGCCUCGGGUUCAGCUUCAUGAUAACACCGCUGGACAUAGCAGGGGAUUCUGGGAGCAUUGUCAAGAUCAAGAGACUUUUCCCGGGCCAGCCAGCGCAGGAGUGUGGGCUGAUCCAGGAAGGAGAUGUCAUCCUGGCCGUCAACGGCCAUCCGCUUAGGGGGCUGUCCUAUCAGAGGGUUCUCCACCUGCUACGGGGCGUGAAGGGUGACGUCAGGCUGACCCUGUGUCGCCCUGCACCGGGUGGCCGUACAAACAGCAACCACGUCGGGAGUCCCACCCUGUCCCUCAGGAGGGAAAUGAGAUCAAAGUCAUUUGACGUGCAGCAGAGUAACGUCAUGGUGCGUGAGAACAGGGCAACCCCAGCACUGAGGGCCCAGGACACGGCUCCCAGAUGAGCAAUGACCUUACCAAGAACCCCCAGAACUUCCAAGAGCCUCUUUAGGAGACAGGAGUCUCCACAGUGCAUCAGCACUGACUGUGAAAAGAAUAUAGCCAUACCAC
Messenger RNA from Megalops cyprinoides (Indo-Pacific tarpon), 3631 nucleotides. It is a transcript of the gene frmpd2, whose product is annotated as FERM and PDZ domain containing 2. Gene Ontology annotation, molecular function: protein binding. Gene Ontology annotation, cellular component: cytoskeleton. The record is from RefSeq and is a predicted model, not a curated record. The transcript has 27 exons. NCBI's taxonomy places the organism in Eukaryota, Metazoa, Chordata, Actinopteri, Elopiformes, Megalopidae. The coding region runs from base 1 to 3525 and encodes 1174 amino acids.